AUGCUGCACGCGUUGCCGAAGCUCCCCCGUAAGGACCAGGGCAGGACACCCGGAGGUGUUUUAGUGGAGGCCUUCAAAGAGCUGGAGGUAGAGAGGCUAAAGCGCGACAAUGCCAGCCUCCGUAAGGAGAUGACCGAGCUUAAGGUUACCUCCGUAAAGCAGAGCUACUUCAAGAGGCGACCGCCGCGUAUAAUCGAGGAUUUCUCCUCUGACAAAGGCAGCGGUAACGAGCAGGUUCCCCAGCCUCUACGCAAGACAAGGAGGCCUGCAAAGCGCCCGGCGCGACCGACGGCCCCGGCCCUCGUCCAGAAAAGUCCAGGGGACGCGGAUGAGGCCGGCGACAACGCCUUGUCGUUCGUCGAGGUGGUUAAAAGGGAAAGGAAGAGGAAAAGGACGGCCACUGUCUCCGCGGCUUCUCCUACACCCACCAAAGGGCAGUCCAAGGAGAAUGCCACCGCGAACAAAAAGGCGGCACCCUCCAAAAAAGCAGUGCCUACUGGCAAGGCGGCCCCCGCCCCCGCAAAAAAGGUGGUUAAGGUGGCUCCUUCCCAGAAGAAACCUCCAUCAUCCGGGAAAAAACGGAGAAAAGAGGGAAAAGUUAGGACGGCAGCAGUCGUUCUCACAGUCCCCCCUGAGAAGGAAGCUGACCUUCUGCGGAGAUCAGAAGGGCUGCGAGGUCCAAAGUGA
Solenopsis invicta (red fire ant) is the source of this 687-nucleotide messenger RNA. Its product is annotated as histone H1C-like. The transcript is spliced from 3 exons. Bases 1 to 687 code for a protein of 228 amino acids. The record is from RefSeq and is a predicted model, not a curated record. NCBI's taxonomy places the organism in Eukaryota, Metazoa, Arthropoda, Insecta, Hymenoptera, Formicidae.